AUGGAUAAAUAUAAAUUCAAAAAUGGAGAAAAUGAAAAUACUUUAUGUAAAAGAAAUCACAAAUUAAUUCAUAUAUCUAAUGUUGUAAACAUUGAUAAAAUAAAAGAGAAUGAAAAUGAAAAAUAUAAUAGACAAAUAUAUUCAAACUUAUCAAUUCCUAAUUUAAAAAAAAUUGAUAUUAGAGAUUUUGAUUAUUACAUUAAUCACAUAACAAAGAUAAAUAAUAUAAAAGAUAUAAAUAGUCAAAAUUUAAAUGAAAUAGACAUACAUCAUUUUGAAGGAAUAUUAAAGAAUCCACAUCAACAUAUUCGAAUAGAAAAAUAUAAAAAAGAAAGUAAAAAAAAAGCAAAUAUAAAUUUUGAUAAAUUGGAAAUAUAUUCUAAAUAUAAGUAUAAUAUUUUUUUUGAUGAAAAUGUAAAAUGUAAUGUAUCAAAUAUUAUGCUACUACAAGAACAUUUAAAUGAAGAUCUUGAUCAUAUUGAAACAUAUUUAAAUUUAUUAAUAUCUAGUGAAUUUCCUGAUUACUUUUAUAUAAUUAUUAUAUUAAAAGAAUUAAAAGAUAAAAUAGAAAGUUUACACAAUGAAGUAAAAUACAUAAAAACCCAAUUAAGUGAUAUAAAAGAAAUAAUUUUAAAACUAAUCCAUAUAAAUAAAUAUAAUGAAUUAAAAAGGAAAUGUGAAAAAAUUAAUUGUAUUUUUAAAAAGUUUAUAUAUUUUCAAAAUUUACUGAAAAAAUUAAAAUUUUAUAUUCAAUCAAAAAAGUUUUACGAAUGCAUAUUUCUUGUGAAUAAAAUCCUUAAAAUGUAUCAUUAUUGCAAAAAUUCUUUAAAUUUUAAUUAUUUUAAAAAUUAUUUUUCCAAUUUUAAUAUAUGUUAUUUAAAAAAUUUUGUGUCUAAAAAUUUAAUUUUUGAGUUUUCUUAUUAUUCUAUUUUAUUUAUAUUUAAUAAAAAUAGAAUAAGUUUAAGAAAAAAGGAAAUAAAUAAUUUAGAUAAACACAAAAGUUCUGGAGUUACGAAAAAAAGAGAAAACAAAAAUAACAAUAAUAAUACAAUAAAUUUACUCGACAUUGAUAAAAAAAUUCAUAAUUUUGUAAGGCUUCAUAAAAUAGCUAAUAGAAAGUUUUUAUAUCAUUAUAGUAAAAAAAAAAAAUAUAAUAAAAUAUAUGGAAGUAAUAAAAAGAUUAAAUCAAAAAAUUAUAUGAGAAGAAAUGUGUAUUCAUUAAUACAUAGAAAUUAUAGAAAAGAAAGAAACAUAUAUGAAAAAGGAAUGAUCAAUUUAAAUACAUUGAUUACACCCAUAUUAUUAUAUGAUGAAUUAUUUGAUCAUUUAGAUAAUUUCUGCAUAAACAAUAAUUAUAUAAAAUGUUUUUUAGAUGAUAUAUUUUUUCAUACAUUGAACGAAUCUAUUUUAAUUAUGCAAAAUGAUAAAAUGUGUGAUAUAAAUAACUUUCCUCAAAAGUGUUCAUUAAGUCUCAAAGAAAGUAAGGUAAAUAAUGAUUCUAAUCAUGUAACUAAAAAUUAUAAAUUAAAUAAUGAAAAUAAAGAAGUAAUAAACAAAAAUAACAAAAGAAAAUUAAUAGAAAACAAAAAUAAGUAUAAUGAUUUAAAUAAAGAAUAUAUUCAGGAAAAUGAUAUAGUCAAAUACAAUAUAAAUUUAAAUAAAAUAAAAUUUUACUGUGAUUCUCUUAUAAUAGAAAAAUGUAAAAAACGUUUAAUGCUAAAUUUCACAAAAAAAUCAAUCACAAAUAACUUAUGUAAAUACAUAUAUUUUUUUCCAAUAUCUCACUUAGUAUCCUUUUUAAAUAAUUUUUUUAUCAAAGCCAAAUUGGUGUAUUUCAAAAUAAAAAGAUGGAUGAGCUUCAUAAUAUUUAAAACAUUUUCAGUUUUUUUUGAUAAUAAUUAUAUAAAUAAUGUAAAAAAAUAUAUUAGUUCUUCUGUUUUUGAUUGCAUAAUAUUUAAAAACAUUCAUCUAAUAAAACAAAUCAAAUUUAUAUUUUUUAGAUAUUUAAAGAAUUAUAUUGACAUUUUCCACAACUUUUUUAACUGUUUUUUAAAAAAAAUUAUAAGAAUAUUUAAUGAAAGAAAGGAAAACCCUAUUCAUUUAAGUAUAAAUCAAGUGAUUCAUUUAUUCUGGAGUACUAUUAAUAUAGUUUAUUUUAUUACAAAAAAUAAAGAGAAACUACCCCAAAACUACUUCAAGGUAUUUUUUUAUUUAUAUUAUAAAUAUUUAUAUAUGAAUAAGAAAUUCUUUAAAAUUAAAAAGAAAAUUAAAAAUAAUAGCUUAUAUUUUAUGAAAAAUAGAACUAAUAAAAUUAUAAAAUGUAAUAGUUUGCUUCUACAAUCAAUUAAAAUGAAAAGACGAAAAAAAAGAGAAUUAAUAAGAUGUAAAUUUUCUAUAAAAAUAAAACUUGUGAAAUAUUAUUUUAAAAUUAUCAGAAAAUUAUAUUAUGUCAAUAAAUACAAUAAGAAUAGGAAGAAAAAAAAAAUUACUAAUAGAUGCAAUUUUUCCGUUUUAGUAAGUGUAAAUAAAAAUUAUAAUAGCAAUAAUACUAGAUGUAAUAAAAAUAAUAAAAAAUAUAGUAGUAGCAAAAAGAAAAGUAGUGAAAAUGCUUACCUUGGAGAAUAUUUUCAUUUAACAAAUAAUUAUAAAAAAAAUAAUAUAAGAAAAAAAAAUAAAAAUAAUAAUUCUCUUAAUGCAGAUGAAGAUUAUUACCUUUCUAGUAAAACCAGCGAAAACUUUUUAAAGAAAAAAAUAAGGAACGGCUUAUUAUAUGAUGAAAAAUUAGAACAAUUAAAAAAAAAACUAAAAGAAAGAAUCAGUCAUAUAAAUACUUUUAUAGAAAAAAAAUCUAUAAAAAAGAUAUUAAAAUAUUUUGAACGCGAAGCACUAAUAUCAAUUGAAAAUUUUUAUGAAUUUAAAAAUAUACAAAUUAAAAAAUUAUUUGAAAUUGAAAAAUGGGAAAUAGUUGAUGUACCUAAUGAGAUAAAUGAGAAAUUAAAAGAAUAUUUUUUUAUUAAUAACGAAUGUAUUAAUAAAAUAUAUAUAAAUAAUAAAUAUUAUUAUAUGACAAAUAGUAAUAUAACUUUUUUAUACACAUUGUUUCAGUACAUAAAAUUUCUUACGUCUCUUCCAUUUAUAUCAAAUGAAAUUUUAAAUAAAAUUUUUCUUUUUUAUGAAUUUUUUUUUCAAAAUAUUCAACAUUUAAUAGUAAAUGGGUAUGCUGUUACCAACAGUUCUCUUAAUAGCAUUACAAUAAAAAUUAUAGCUAUAGUUAUUAAUACGAUUGAUUUCACAUAUUGCAUUUUAAGAUAUAUAUUCACAAUCUUUUAUAAUAUAUUGCAUAUGUCUACUAAGGAAAAAAAAAAAAAAAAAAAUCUUUCAAAAGAGUUGUCUGAAAUUUCAACGAUUUUAUUUUCAAACAAAAAAUUACAAAAACUAUAUUUUGCAAAAUUAAAAGAAAAAUUAAAAUCGAAAAAAAUGAAUACAAAUAUGCAAAUAUAUGCAAAUAAUCUUGAUAUGAAUCUUACAAAUGUUAAUAUUGAGAAAAUUACAAGAUUAAAUAUAGAAAGAAAUCAUUUAUAUAAUGCAAGUAAUAAAAUAAGAAAUUUCCAGAAAAUUAAGAAAAAAAAAAAAAUUAAUAUAGUAAAUUAUUCGGACACUUAUGUUGACAAUAAUUAUAAAAGAAAUAAGAAAAAUUUUAAAAAAAAUUUCUUUAAAAAAGGAAUAGAUGAAAGAACUAAUAUUAACAAAACAAAAAGUAUCUUUGAAGAAUUACUAGUAGAUAUAGAUACUUAUCCUAUAAAAAAUAUAAUAUGCAAUUUUAGAAAACCUUUUGAAAAAUUAUAUUACAAAGAUGAAUAUUUACCCAUUCAUUUUCGAUUUCAAAAUAAUGAUCAAGAAAUAUAUUGCGAAAAAUUUAAGAAUUUAAUAGAUAAAACACUGUUUUUAAAAAAAAAGUUAGAAGAAAAAAUAGUUGAUAUAUUGACAAGGCGUUUUGAUUAUUACUUAAAUAUAUGGAUUUCUUCAGAUAAUUUAAUAAAUAAUGAAAAAGUUAGCUCUAUCAAUUAUGAAUGUGACAUUUUGCCAUUUGGAAUGCAAUUGCAUUCUACAUAUAAGCUUUUGUCAGUAUAUCUACAUGAAGAUAAUACAAAAAACAUCUUUAGUGUCCUUUUUCAAGAUAUAGCUAAUAGAUUUAGGUUAAGAAUAAACAUUUUGAAGGAAAACGAUAAAUAUAAACAAAUUGUAACUAGAUUAAUAGAUAAUAAUAUCUCAGAUCUGUCAGAAAUAGAUAAAUUAAUUUUAAAUUAUUAUAACAGUGAAUUUAAUGAAAAAGUAAGUAGAAUUAUAAAUAAGAAUAUAGGGGAUAAAAUAUUAAUUGAUAUAACAAAUGUUUUAGUUAUAUUAUAUAAAGUACCUUUUCUAUGUGAAAUAUUAGAAAACUUUCUUACAGACUUUUUGCACAUUUGUAAAACGUUUUGGUGUAUAAAAAUUAACCCUUUUAUAAUUUUGAAAAAAUAUAAAAAAUAA
Molecule: messenger RNA, 4527 nt
Organism: Plasmodium relictum
Lineage: Eukaryota; Apicomplexa; Aconoidasida; Haemosporida; Plasmodiidae
Product: conserved Plasmodium protein, unknown function
Exons: 4
Coding region: 1-4527 (1508 amino acids)
Biological process (GO): retrograde transport, endosome to Golgi
Source: RefSeq, a predicted model, not a curated record